CACUCAGUAUCACUUUCCUUUCUCUGUAAACACAGUCUCUGGCCUCUCCCAGCCAGACUCAUUAGACUAUAUAAAGGACCAUCAGCGCACUGCAACUGGAACUUUCCAUCACCGUACUAAACCUACAGACAUUCAGCGGCCAGUCUCUGGCCUCUCCCAGCCAGACUCAUUAGACUAUAUAAAGGACCAUCAGCGCACUGCAACUGGAACUUUCCAUUACCGUACUAAACCUACGGACAUUCAGCGGUCAGAUUAUCGUUUGCAAAUCCAUUGAGUCAAUCGAAAUGGAUUGGUUUACAGCAAUACAGUACGCUGGAGCAGCAGCCGUUGGCGCUGGUACGGCGAUUGUCGGGGCUCCACUGGUUGUUGGAGCUUUGGGUUUCACGGGCGCUGGCGUCGCAGCCGGAUCCGUCGCUUCCUGGGCGAUGUCAGCAGCGGCUGUAGCCAAUGGGGGCGGAGUGGCUGCGGGGACUGCGGUGGCCGUUCUACAGUCAGUUGGGGCGGCAGGUCUGUCCGGUGCAGCCACUACAGUGGUGGGUGCGGUUGGGGCUGCAGCUGGAGCUGUCGUUUCAAGCGUCUGCUAGCCCUCACUCAGCGAGGCCACGGCCCCUUCGCCUGCGAACAACCGUGGACAAUCGCAACGACAAUCAUGAAAUAAUGAAAAUGCAAUUGCGUGCUCUUAAACGACACACUUUGAAAGCUUGUAAAAUGACAAACCAUUUAAAAAAUUAAAUUCAAAACUCA
Molecule: messenger RNA, 744 nt
Organism: Anguilla anguilla (European eel)
Lineage: Eukaryota; Metazoa; Chordata; Actinopteri; Anguilliformes; Anguillidae
Product: interferon alpha-inducible protein 27-like protein 2A
Exons: 6
Coding region: 285-584 (99 amino acids)
Biological process (GO): apoptotic signaling pathway
Cellular component (GO): mitochondrion; membrane
Source: RefSeq, a predicted model, not a curated record